Molecule: messenger RNA, 1960 nt
Organism: Ochlerotatus camptorhynchus
Lineage: Eukaryota; Metazoa; Arthropoda; Insecta; Diptera; Culicidae
Exons: 3
Coding region: 219-1844 (541 amino acids)
Biological process (GO): multicellular organism development; proteasome-mediated ubiquitin-dependent protein catabolic process
Cellular component (GO): cytoplasm
Molecular function (GO): ubiquitin protein ligase activity; zinc ion binding; ubiquitin conjugating enzyme binding
Source: RefSeq, a predicted model, not a curated record
CAUUGCAUCGAUCAAACCGCUCUUACCUACCCAUCGACGCUGUCUUAUCUGCAAAACGUCCGAAAUUAAAAGUCCGCAAAAUCUGUCUGAUAAACUGAUAAGAUAGUCCCAUGCGUCAGUUGCUCAGUGUGUCCGAGCGAACAAUCACUCCCAACCGAACCGUGCAGCGUCGAUAAACUUUGUGCAGUGCAAAUCAGCAGCAAUAACAGACAGAAGGAAUGUCCACCGAGCAAGAAUCGACCAACCCCGCCGCACACGAGCCGACGCUGGUAACGGUUCGGGCCCUGGAGAAGUACGAAAAAUCCUCCCAAUCCAGUUCCAGUCGUACCUCGACGACGGCAAUCAACACCAAGGACGAUUCAUCAACGGCGGGCGAUAAACGGCGAUCAGUUGUCUACAGUGAUGCCCACUUUAGUAUCACGCUGCACCACUAUGACAGCAUCGUCAGUGAGUUGAAAUGUCCGGGAUGUGCCCAGGCGUUGUAUGGACCGAUUUGGCUUUGCGAAACGGGACACAGUAUCUGUUCGCAUUGUUCCAGCCGGAUCAGCGCUUGUCCGCUAUGCCGGAAGAAGCUGACCGACAUGAGGAACUAUACGCUGGAGGCGAUUGCGGGCAAGGUCCAAUUUCCGUGUACGCAUGCCGGGCGUGGCUGUACGGUGCGGUUACCGCUGGAGCUGCUCUGGUGGCACAAGGAUCGCUGCGGAUAUAAGAAAGUCGAAUGCUUUAUGGGAAAGGUGUGGGAAAACUGUUCGUGGCACGGUUGCGAGAAGGACUGGAUCAGUCAUUGCGUAACCGAGCACCAGGACAAGGUGUACAGCUCGCCGGACAUCGUGUUGACGUGGAACUACGCGACCGACAGCCAACGGUGCAUUUCACUGCAGUCGGUCAUCGCGUACUACGUGAUCCGGGCCUACGGGGAGUACUUCAACCUCUACCAGAUCUACGAUCAGAACAGUCGACGAUCGAUUUGGACGGUGAUUUGCGCGUCGAAGGAGGCAAAGACGGCCCACCGGUUCGCCUUCGAGCUGGAACUGUACUCGCCGAUCGACAGUGCAAAGUUGUUGGUUCAACGGUUCCCAUGCCAUUCGGAGAACGAUGCUGACUUUUUGAAGGAUGGGAACUGCGCGAAAAUUCCGAUCGAGGAGACGAUACGGUUCAUGACGAAGGACAAGAUCCUCUACUACCGGAUCCGAAUUGUCGAGGUCACACCGUGUCGCAGUCGCAGCCUAGUGCUGAUCAGCAGCCAAUCGCAGACGCUAGUCAGCCAAACGCCAUCCAAUCUAGUGCUGAUGCCGAUCGAUUACACCGCGACCAAAAUAGAAAACGUCAACCUGAAAGCCGUUCCGGAAGCGGACAUCAUCGUCCGCGGAGGCGGAGGAAGCAAGUCGUCUGCUGACCCCACCAAGCUUCAGUCUGCCGAAACAGUCGACCGGGUUACCAUCCAUUCGUCGUCGUCCAGUUCGUCCUCCUCUUCGUCCACCCUUCGGGAUCAAGUCGAGGAAGACCUCCCGGAGGAAGACCAGCAGCUGAAGGGCAAAACUACUGCUGUACCGCCGGCGUUGAAUCGGAUCAAUUCGAUGCCAAAGCCUCCGAGGGUACAGACGCAAGUACCAAAGGAUGCAGAGAAGGACCAGCAGUCACAACAAGAGCAGCAUUUGGUUCGUUGCCGGUUGGUGGAACGACAGGACAGCAUCAAAAUGAAACCCAUCUAUGCUGCUGCCCCGCCGUCGUCCAAGAAGUCUUCCACGGAAAGCUUGAACGGUCCCUUCAAGGGGCUGACCAGAUUCUACAACGUCACAAGCUACAAGGCUUCCAAACUGUGGAAUAAGAAAUCAGUUCAGUAAGGAGGUUUGGAUUCGUUUUAGCGACGGAAGGUUUUCCACACUGGUACGAUGAAUGAUAUAAUUUAUUAACAAGCGCCUAGAUAAUCUGCUUUAAAUAAACUGUUGCUGCUGAUUUA